Gossypium arboreum is the source of this 1405-nucleotide messenger RNA. Its product is annotated as 50S ribosomal protein L22, chloroplastic-like. Gene Ontology annotation, biological process: ribosome assembly; translation. Bases 276 to 1109 code for a protein of 277 amino acids. The transcript has 7 exons. Gene Ontology annotation, molecular function: structural constituent of ribosome. NCBI's taxonomy places the organism in Eukaryota, Viridiplantae, Streptophyta, Magnoliopsida, Malvales, Malvaceae. The record is from RefSeq and is a predicted model, not a curated record. Gene Ontology annotation, cellular component: ribosome; mitochondrial large ribosomal subunit.
GAAAAUAAUUAUCAUUUUUUAGAAUGUAAUUAGGAGGAACUAAAUUCCUCCUAGUCCUACAGUACAAGGACCUCCAGCGUAGGUAUUCCGAAAGGAAUAACAACAACUAGAAAAAAAUUUCUCACAGUUCCGGUUGAGCCCAGGCUUACAAGCUGACUCCUCACUGACUCUCACUAAGCUUUACACCAUAACCAAUCUGUACAUUAGCAAUUCAAUCCAAAAACAAUAAUAACUGUUUGAGAAAAGUCCUAAAGGAGUAGGCCGUUUCGAAAAUCAUGGUGGGGUGGCAGAGGCAUUUGCAAUGUGCACUCCGUCGAAUUCGAAGAAGACUGGAACACAAUUAUUCUCUGUCUUCCAAUUACUCUUCCACUUCCACUUCUCGCUUGAGCCCCUCCCUUUUACCUAGCGAACUGCCUGGUAUUCAGAGAUUGUGGAAGCCACCUUCCGCUAGCAUCUCAUCGCCUUUAUAUCAGUAUUUCCAGCAAUUGGGAAUUUCCACUUCAAGGAAAUUACUAGCAGGUUCUUCUGAAGAGACACCCAUUUCAUCACCAUUAACUCCUGUUUUGGCAAUAGAUAGUGGAAAGACUGAAGAGAAGAAAGUUGUUGCUAAUCGCACAAAAGUUCAGGCGGUUUUAAAGAAAAUAAAACAGAGUCCCAAGAAGUUCAACUUGGUUGCUGCACUAAUUCGUGGUACGCGUGUCGAAGAUGCAUUAUUGCAGUUGCAAGUGACGGUAAAGCGUGCUGCUAAAACAGUCUACCAGAUUAUUCACUCAGCUCGAGCAAAUGCUACCCAUAAUCAUGGAUUGGAUCCUGACCGUCUGCUAGUUGCUGAGGCAUUUAUUGGAAAGGGAAUGUUUCUGAAAAGAGUGUUGUUCCAUGGGAAAGGAUGGGCCGGCAUUAAAGAGAGACCGGAAUGCCGACUAACGGUGGUAGUGAGGGAGAUGACAGCGGAAGAGGAGGCUGAGAUAGCCAGACUGAGAGUAAGCAAGUUUCGCAAGCUUACUAAGCGAGAAAGACGACUUGUACCCCAUAAGCUGAUUGAAACCACUCCUAUUUGGAACCGCAAAGGUAAAUCCAGCAGCCAGCCAGCCUUGAACCAAAUGGCUUGACUCCAUGAGAUUUCUCCCCCCCCCAUGUGUUCUUUUUUUUUCAUUUCAGCAUAUGGUUUUUAAGUAAUAAAAGGCAUCGUCGAAAUGUAGAAUUUAAUUAUUUUCAGUGGCUGGAUAGAUUUUGGGGAUCUUUUUACCAUUCAUUUAGAGUCAAAAGCUGCUUUUCAUUAAUAUAUGAAGCUAAGAUUUAGAACUAACGUGCCAUGGGUACUUGUAAGUCGGAUAUACAAAUUUAUUGAUUUUUUUAUUACUAUUUAAUUUCUAAUAAAACAAUCGAAUAUUUUCAUGCCUCGAAA